GAGAUAAGCACUCACAUCCUUCUGAACCCUGGAGAAAUGGCUCCUUCCCGAUCCAAGACUCGGCGCAAAAAAUUUGGAAAAGAGAGAGAGCUGAACUGUGAGAAAAAGGCAAGCUCUCCGGGAGAUUCAAAGAUCCAUUGUGGGACACCGUGGGAAGAAAAGAGUAAAGGCCAGCUGACAGGCAAAGAGUCACUGCCUGAACAAGAUGAAACCCUUGAACAGGAGAUCUUUAAAAGCCAGAGGCUGGUGAGGCCUAAGGGAAGCAAAGAAAGUGGCCACAAGAAAUUAUUCUGGGAGGAGAAUUUCUCCAAGAGAAAUGAUCAAAGAGAAUCUGGUUUGGGGAGAAAACAUGGAGAACAAUUAGUGUCCAAAGUGAAGAAAAAAGGAAAGGCCUCCAAACAACAGGAUCUGACAUCAGGACAAGAAAGUGACGGCAGUACUGGUAAGGAGGAGAAGGCCACUGUGAACAGCAAGAAACGGAGUUUUAAAAGGAAGUGUGGAAAGCAUCCUGUUGGUGAAAAAGUCACCGAGUCCUUUGUGGUGCAAAGUGUUGAAGGCUCUUUUCGGAAACAUGACUUGCCACAGAAGGCGCACAAUGCCAGGCCUAGGAAAAGACACAAUGAGAAUCGUGGCUCUAAGGAAGCUUCAGAGAGGAAGUCAGGUUCUCGAUUCCAAGGCAGUGCAGCACAGGGCAAAGGUGAGACAAGUGGAGGAAAGGAAAUUGGAAAACAUACCAGGAUUAUUGUCGCUGAAAGUGCAGAAGAUAAGAUCCUGGAAGCUUCAGAUAACUCUUGUUCUGACUGCAGCAAUGAAGCCCAUUGGACCCAUAAAAGAGGUAGAAAAAAGACUGGAGUUGACAGCACCGAAAGCGGUGAAGAGAGGAGAAGCUCUUCAGAGGAAGAUGGCAUCAGUGGGAAAGAAGCCAUACUAGAAGAACUUCCUGCAGCUGAAGAAAAAGGCUACGAGAAGCUGCUCGAUGAAAGCAUUGAAGCAGCCAGUGAAACUGAAAGGGAGCAGGUGACCAUGGAUGGAAGGAAGGACUCUGAGGAUGAAGGCACUUGCUUUGCAGGAUUAGAGGUAGUGAGGAAACUGAAGGAGCAAGAUGACAUGCCAAGACAAACAAAAUCUAUUCUAGAUGAGAGCAGUGAGGAAGAUGAUGAUGCAAGUGUUUCAGAGUCCCAACUCAAAAGUUCUAACAACAGAGAAAAUGACAAUAAUGGAGAAGGCAAGGAAAAUAUAUUAGAAAAGGACAAGGGUCAAGACAUGUCAAAAGAUGACCAUGAUCAUUCUAACAGCAAUGGGGAGAAUAACACUGAAGUGAACAUGGACAAAGGAAAAGAAGAAGUAAGAAGAAAACCACUGUCUAGGGCUGUGAAAGCAGAACUCCACCACAUUGACCUUAGCAAAGUACUCGAGGGAACUGAAGAAGAGAAGGUGAAUGGUGAAGGCAGCAUACUGGAACAUAGCCCUUUGCUGUUCAAGCAACAAAUGACAUUGAAAGAGAAAUCCAGGAGGUGUGAUACUGCAGAACAAAGUAAAGUGGUGGGACAUAUACAGACAGACAGUUCUUCCUUAGACUGUAGCAAGCAGGGGUUAGCAGUGAUGUUUACAAACAAGUGCUCUUCUUCAUCCCAAGUCCUUCUCAAUAAGAAAAGCAAACAUAAAGAUGCUGAGAUGAAACUAUUAACAAGCUGUAAAACAAAUUCUGUGCAGAUGGCUUUGGAAACCAACUGUGACCUGAAAAAGGUUGAAAGCAUCUGUUCAAAACCUACCACUCUAGAAACACUCAAUAUACAUAAGGAGCCCAAAAUAGCUCAGAGUUUUGCAGAGGAAAGAUUAAAUCAUUCAAAUAUUUCAAACUGCUCCUCUAUUACAAAAAAACCAUCUGAUAAGCAGCUCCGUUGCAAGAGGAAGAAGGUUGGAAAAGUUAUUGGAAAGGUUAAACUGGGUUCAGGCCAGACUCUAGAGGCAGAAAAAGAGAAAGCAGAGGAGGAAGAAGUGAUUGCAGAUGCACCUUCUGAAAAAGAAAAUGUGCAAGAUGGGAAAGGAUCCAAGUACUUGCACACCCUUUCUACUUUCAGAAGAGUCACCAGCUGGCUCAGUCAAAAACCUGCCAAGAAAGCAAGCCUGAAAGCUCGUCUUUUGAGUGUGGCACGUGCAAUUGGUAUCUCAGGAUGGCUUCUGAAGAAAUUUGGGAAAAGGAAGAAGAGCAGCAAGCCUUUUGGAUUCAGAAGGAGAAUGGCAAUCAGGAUUGUAAGCACCACUGGGUGGGUUGGUAGGUCUGGCAAAACCUGCCCUGCUGCAGCGGGACAGCUGGGAAUGGAUGAGUUGAAUGACAAAGCAUCAUCUUGGCCAUUAGUAGAGGGGAAUGGUGGUGCUGAAACGACAGAGGAGCUGAGACAUACUGAUUUGCAUUCUGAUAGUUCCCCUCUUCAUGGAACCUGUUCCUUUCCAUACUUACUUAGCUUGGAUGAAGAGGAGAAGUGCAAUGUUGCCGAUGCCAAGUUUGCUGUAGUGUUCCCUAGAGUCCACAGCAUGGUUCAGACAAAGAGUUCCUUAUCUGGCCGCUCUGGGAGUGAUUAUUCCCUGGAGAAAGUGACAGCUCUAUCAAGCAGAAAAUCUGUGAUACCUGUGCAACAGGGUUGCAGAUUCAGAUGUGACAUUUCCAGAUCUUUGAUGGAUCAAACCUCUCAGAGAAGCAGCCAACGAUAUUCCUGCAAUGGUGAAAUAUUUGCAUCAACAGCAGGCAGUGCAAGACAGGUGACACCUACUGCAACCCAAUACAGAGUGACUAGGCUUCUGAGUGCCUCACCCCAGCAGAUCAAAACUCCAGAAGGAGCUUCCACAUCCCAGUUUUUCAGCACUGGGCAAGACUUGCAGUCUCACCACAAAGACACUAAACUCUCCCUUUCUUCAGAAGCAUCUGGAAAUUACUGUUAUGCUCUGGGGUUCCUUCCACAGCAAGAAGAGGAUCCAAGGUGUAUAGUAGAUUAUUCCAGUGAGGUAGAUGUCAAGGAGAGUUCAGGUGUCCUUCAGACUGUAGGGUCCAAAGUCACAUCUUGUGUUCAUUGGUCUCAGCAGCAGGCUCAGAGAUAUGAUCCUGCGACAUGGCUGAACUCUGAAUUGCUGCUCCCACGACUCACCAUUGAGAACCUAAGCAAAUGGACCAUUUACAAGGACCCACAUCUGGCAAACAGCCGUGGGAUGAAGGACUUCAAGGAUCAGUGGGAAGCAGAAGAUAUUACAGAGGAUAUGCUAGAGAUGGAUUUAAUGCAGAAACAGGUGUACAUGAGUGAAGAGAACAGUGUGGAAGUUGAGGAGACUGAAGAUCUAACUGAACUGGAGGAAGUCUGUGAGCGCUCAGUUCUGCUGUGCCUGAAGAAGAGGUUCCAUCGCAAUCUCAUUUAUACUUACAUUGGACAAAUAUUGGUUUCUGUGAAUCCUUUCAAAGACCUCAAUAUCUACUCUGAAGAUGUGGCUACCCAGUACCAGCAAGGGAGUCUCUCCAAAAAUGCCCCACACAUCUUUGCCAUAGCAGAAAUGGCCUACACGUUAUCCCAGUCAUCAGCACAAGAGCAAUGUGUCAUCAUCAGUGGACACAGUGGAUCAGGUAAAACAGAAGCUGCCAAAGCAAUUGUGCAGUACCUGGCGAUGCUGUACCAGAGAUCAGACAGCUGCAGGAUCACGCAGCCCUGCAAUGUCCUACCUAUCCUGGAGAGUUUUGGGAAUGCCAGAACCAUUCUCAAUGACAACUCAAGUCGGUUUGGGAAGCUUCUGCAUGUCCACCUGCAACAUGGGGCCAUGGUGGGAAUGUCCAUCUCCCAGUACCUGCUGGAGAAGUCCCGUGUGGUAUUUCAGGCCCAUGGUGAGAGGAACUACCAUGUGUUUUAUGAGCUACUGGCUGGGCUGCCUAUGGAACAGAAAGAGGAGUUGUACUUGCAAGAGGCAGAGUCUUACUUUUACCUGAAUCAGGGCAGAGUGUGUGACAUCCUGGGGAAGGAGGACAGUCAGGACUUUGUGGUCUUGGUGCAAGCUCUGGAGGGAAUCAGCCUUUCAGACGAUCAGCUGACCUCCACCUGGGCUGUGCUGGCUGCCAUUCUGCAGCUGGGGAACAUCUGCUUUACCUCCUAUGAGAAAGGAUCAUUUGAACAUGCAGCCAUUGCCAGUGAUACUGAGAUUCGGAUUGUGGCCAAUUUGUUGAGUGUCUCAGCAGAUCUCCUGCAAAGUGCUGUCACUCACCGGGUCACUGUGAUGUCUUAUGAUCGGAUCUUCACCCCUCUGUCUGUAGAAGGAGCCAUUGAUGCCAGGGACUCCAUUGCCAAGACUCUGUAUUACCUUCUCUUUGAAUGGCUGCUGCUGAGGAUCAAUGAGUGGUUGGCUCCCUCGGAAACAGACUGCACUGUGGGCAUUGUGGACAUAUAUGGUUUUGAGGAUCUAGGGGUGAACAGCUUAGAGCAGCUCUGCAUCAACUUUGCCAAUGAGCAUCUUCAGCAUUUUUUCAGCCAGACUGUCAUUGCCCAAGAGGAGGAGGAAUAUAGCCAAGAGCAGUUAGUUUGGAUUCCUAUUUCCAAGAUGUACAGUGAGUCAUGCCUCGAUUUCAUUUCUGCAAAACCCCAUGGCAUCUUGCGUAUCUUGGAUGACCAGACUUCACUGCCUCAGGCCACUGACCACACUUUCCUCCAGAAGUGUCAUUACCAUCACGGAAACAGCCCUUGGUACACCAAGCCCAAGCUACCUCUGCCAGUCUUCACUGUGAAGCACUAUGCGGGCCCUGUCACCUAUCAGGUCCACAAGUUUCUUACUAAAAACCGUGACCAGCUGCGUCCAGAGGUGCUGGAUAUCUUCUCUCAGAGCCGCCUCAAGUUGGUGUCUCACAUUUUCCAGAAGGCUAAGGCUGCCCACAAUCAGCAAAGGGAGCUGGGGGCCAGGGGGAAAGGGCUCAAGCCUCAGGCUUCCACGUUGGUGUCCAAAUUCCAGCAGUCUCUGCAGGACCUCACAGCCAAGCUGAGGAGGAGCCAUGCCUUCUUCAUUCGGUGCAUCACCCCUAAUCCCAAAAAGCUGUCAAAUAUCUUUGAUGUGGAGUAUGUCACUUGUCAGCUGAGGCAUUCUGGGAUACUGGAGGCCAUCCACAUUAGAAAGGAGGGAUACCCAGUCCGUUUUCCAUUCCAGAACUUCCUAGCCAGGUACGGACUCCUGGCUGCGAGAGGACGUGACUGCUUGGAGGAGAGGGAAGGCUGUGCAGCUGUGUUGUCUCAUGUGGUGGGGAACCCCUCCGAACUCUAUCAGAUUGGAGUAACAAAGGUAUUCCUGAAGGAGAAGGCCAGGCAGCUGCUGGAGAGACGGUGGAACCAGAGGCAGAGCUGGGCCAUCGUUACCCUCCAGAGGAACUUCCGCCGCCACCUCCACCGCAGGCGCCUCCGCAUCCUCCAGGAAAAAGUCACGAUCAUUCAGGCUCACUUCCGUGGUUACCAGGCAAGGAAGCAAUACAGGAGACUGAAGAAAGCUUUGAUGCAAUUUAAGAUCAUGAUUUUAAUCUCCAGACCCUUUGUUCGAAGGAGGAAGUACUGCCAGCAGCAAUUUGAGGAAAGGAAGCGAAGAAGGAGGUCCCCGGCCAGUGGUGACAAGGAGAACAGUCCCAGCCCAGAAAUGGAUGUGGGACUGCUGGAGAUCCCUGCAGAGCUUGCGGCACUCUUGCACUUAGCUGAAGGUCAGUAUCAAGCACAAGCCAACCAGAUAACAGAGGCGUUACCUCCAGAGGUCAAGGUCAAAGAUGACCUUUCCCUCCCACCUGCCAUCAACAGCUAUCCCUUCUCCUCCUUCAUCAAGUCACACUUCCUGAAGACAGAUUUCCCUGCCCCUGGUCAGCCCCUGCAGCACCCAUUAACCCAUCUGGAAGCUGAAUACCAGGAGAGUGCACUUGAGAUCAACAAACUGAUUUUGCGGUUUAUUGAUGACAAGAACCUCCACGGCUGGCAGGAGGUGCUUCUGGGCAACUACAUUGCUGGCAGAGGUUUGAAUAACCUGUCCCUGCGUGAUGAAAUCCUCAGUCAGGUGGUCAGCCAGACAUGGAAGAACCCGGACAUGGAGCAGAGCCAGCGAGCCUGGGUCCUGAUGACAACCUUGCUGAGCUCCUUUGCUCCUUCACCAGCGCUGGAGAAACCAUUACUGAAAUUUGUGUCAGACCAUGGCAUGGAAGGCUACAAUGCUGUUUGCCAGCGCAAGAUCUUGACAGCAGCACAGCACACAGAGAUUGACCCAGCAGCCUCACGGGCCUACCCUCCCACUCAGCUGGAGUGGACUGCGAACCAGAGGAGAGGGAAGAUGGUGCUGGAUGUCCAUACCUUUAAUGAGGAGAAGUUCUCAGCAGAAGUGGAGUCCUGGAUGACCGGGGAGCAGUAUGCAGGCUGGCUCCUGAAUGCAAGGGGCUGUGAUAAGAGCCCUCGAGGGUGGUCUGUCUCCAUGUUCACCGGCAACACGUGGCAGGAUCUGCUGGGCUGUGACUUUGUGCUGGACCUCAUUGGAGAGAUGGAAGAGGCCAGGAGCCCCAGCAACCCCUCUCAGUCCUCAGUCACAUAUCCCAUUGCCCCCGAACGAGACAGAAGCUUUCUCCAGAACUCUGCCCUGGAUCCGAUCCCCCCUGCUCCAGGCAUCCAGGCCCCUACCUUCCCACCACCUAGUCUGCCUCCAAACUUCAACCACCCCUACACAGAUGCAAGAUUCAGAGAUGACCUGAGGACUCCUGUGGGCUUGGAUCACUACGUGGAUGAUCUCUUCAGCCCUGUGCUGCAUCAAGGUUCCAGGGUACCAGAUAUGGAGAGCAGAGAGAGUCUGACUGGCCGCAUGAAAGGAGGUGGGAAGAUUGGACCCACACAGAGAGGAAUCUUUCCUUCUACAGGCCUCCCUGCAAUGAUGCAAGUACCAACUUACCAGCCUAUGCCUGCGAUGGCGGGGAUGAUGCCAGCAUCCAUGCCCAUGAUGCCAGGGGUUGGUGGGAUGGCAACUAUGCCAGCCAUGGUUAUGCCCCAGGCCCAGCCCAUGGUUCCAGCUGUAGAUCCAAAUCAGUUAGCAGCACAACAGCAAGCCUUUAUCAACCAGCAAGCCAUGCUCAUGGCCCAGCAGAUGACCCUUCAAGCCAUGGCCAUGUCUCAGCAGCAACAGCAGCUACAGCAGCGACGGCAGCAGUCUCCGGAGAUCUCAAGGCCAAGAGUCUCAACUCCACCGCGACCCCCAGUCACUUCCCCUAAACCCAAGCAGUCUCCCAGCAGCCAAAAUGUUGCACAGCCGCCGAAGGCUCCAGAACCUCCAGCUCAGGCGGAAGAACCGGUGUUUGACUACAGGCAAGACCAGUUCUCUGACAGUGAAGAUGAUGACUACCCUCGGGAGACUUUCCAGCAGAAGAGAGAAUAUUUCCAGAAGAAGGGACAGCAACAGAUCCGAGUGAAGAAAGUCAGGCUUCCUUCUAAAACCUGGACUCCUCCAGCAAAUCCCCAGCCAAAUCAGGAAGAGGAGAAGGAAGAGGAGGAGGAGAAAAGGAAGGAAAAAGAGAAGCCCAGCCCUAAAAUAGAGGCAGCUCCUGUUCCUGUCUUGCCACCUCCUGAGCCAAAGCCAAAAAAGCAGACACCAACAGCAAAGAAGGAGUCACCUGUAGUGAAGCCUUCAGGCCCUGAGUCACGGCCUGCACCCAGCCGGGAGAUCCGCAACAUCAUCAAAAUGUACCAGAGCAGGCCAGCCCCUGAGCCACAGCCCAUCGAGCCUGUCAGGAGAGUGUCCAAGCCGUUUAUGAAGAAGAAUGAUCCCAAGAAUGAGGCUCUGGCCAAGCUGGGGAUGAUGAAUCUCCAGUCUCCCAGAUCACCAUCCCCUGGGCCACUAGAGAAGAGUCCCAAGGGGAUGCCUCCACCUGCCCCACCAAAGAAAGGCUCAGCUUCCAGCUCCAUCAAGGAGAAGCAGAUGCCUCUCCUGUCCAUCUUUGGUGACCCGCCAAGUACUCCUCCAGGUUCUGAGACCCCUCCUGCUCCCCCGCCUUUGCCUGCGCCUUUCCUGCCUGGGGACCGAGGCCGGCAGGAAUCUAUAGGGAAAGCCUCUACUGUGACAGUGGCAGAAGAUGAUGGUAUCAAGACCCAGCUGUACAGACUCACUGCCAGUGUCAGCUUCUCCUAUGUUAACCCUGCAUGGAAGAUCUUUCUGCGCAAAGAGGUGUUUUACCCCAAAGAAAACUUCAGUCACCCUUAUUGUCUGAAUUUGCUGUGUGAACAGAUCAUCCGUGACACCUUCUCUGAUUCCUGCCUGCGGAUCUCCAGGGAGGAGAAGCGCAAGAUGAAAGAUCUACUGAUGGAGUUUCAGGUUGGUGCUGAUGUCCAGUCCAUUCAGGAGGAUGGGAUAAAGAAGAGGAUUGUACUGGCUGCUCGGGAUAACUGGGCUAACUAUUUCUCCCGCCUUUUCCCAGUUCAUGGUGAAAAUGGAAGUGACGUUCAGAUCCUGGGUGUUUCUCACCGGGGCCUGCGGCUCCUGAAGGUGGUAAGGGCGGCUGGCUAUACUCCUGAGCACCUGAAGAUUCUUUGCAGCUACAGCUUUGCAGAUGUGCUGUCGGUGGAGCUGAAGGGCAGCAAUGCCCUGGAGUUCUCUCUGAAGACAGAACAGCUCUUCCUGCGCUCUGCAAAGGCUCAGCACAUCAAGGCCAUGGUGGAACUCUUCAUGCAGGAGCUGAGGCAGGAUACCAACUACGUUGUUGCUCUGCGCAGCUAUAUCACAGAUGACAAGAGCCUCCUUAGCUUCAAGAAGGGUGACCUCAUCCAGUUACUGCCCAUGCAAGCCGUGGAGCCAGGUUGGCAGUUUGGCUCUGUUGGUGGCCGCUGUGGUCUUUUCCCCACCAGCCUGGUGCAAUUGGCUGCAGCCCCUGAUUACCUCAACGUCAGCAUGGACAGACAUGGAAGGCUGCGGAAGAGCAUGAAAGCUCCCAUGGAGAGCAGGAACACCAGCAGGGAGAGCUCUGUUCCCAGCCUGACAUCAGAACCCAACAGUAUCAUGCUUGUUCCUGUUGGUGAUCAUUACACCAUGAUGGACUUCGCCACAGCCCACUUCCGAGAGGCUCAGUCCAUGCUGAGAUGGAAGGAGAUGUCUGCUGAAAAGAGGAUGUCUGGUGAAGAGAAGAGUGCAGCUGAUCUAGUCCGGCACACCAAGGUCCCAAUCCAGGAGUCUUUGCUCCGGUACUCUGAUAGUGAGCUGAAUGAGCUGGCUACAAAGAACUUCAUGACUCUAAUGCGGUUCAUGGGAGACCAGCCAAAACUCAAGAACCAGAAUGAGGUUGAAUGCAUUUAUGAAAUCCUUCAGCUGUGCAAGGAGAAGGAGAUUUUGCAUGAUGAGGUGUACUGCCAGGUCAUCAAACAGGUCACCCACAACCCUAAACAGGAGAGCUUGCUGCGUGGUUGGCUGCUCCUCAACCUGCUUACUGGGUAUUUCCUCCCUUCCAACAUCCUGAUGCCCUACGCCACCAAGUUCCUGCAGCAAGCCAGCAGCGAUCCAUCUAGCACCCACCACGAUAUAGCCAAGAUCUGUCAGAGCAACCUGCGGAAAAAUGUCAUGUAUGGGGGCCGUCGACACCUUCCUUUCCCUGUGGAGAUGGAGGCACUGCUGAAGGGACGUGGGGCCCGCCGGCUUGUGAUCUUCAUGCCUGGAGGUGUGGAAUUCCUCACCAGAAUCAAGACAUUCACCGUGGCCAGGGAGCUCUUGCAGGAGAUCUGUGAGCAGAUGGGAGCAGGCGAGCAGGAGGAGAUCCGGGAAUUUGCUCUGUUUGCCAUCAGGAGUGCCACAGAUAACCUUGAGAAAAUAGUGAGGCCAAUGAGACCAGAGGAAUAUCUUCAUGAUUACCUGCUGGAGGACAACUUGGUCACCAUGAGUUUGCGGAGGAUCACCUGGAAAACGCCUCUGCACUUCGAGAACAAGAUUUAUACUGAUAUCCAUUAUGGACAGGUGCUGUGGGAUUACCUGAAUGGGAGGAUGCUGCUGGGCUAUAGCAAAGAAGUGGAGACGCAGGUGAGCAUUUUGGCAAUGCUCCAGCACUGUGCCAAAACAACAGAGCAGCAGAGCACAGUUCCCUCCAGGGAGGAGCUGAAGGAAUACAUGCCAAAGCCCCUGCAGUCCUGCUUCAGCCCUCAGGCUCUGCAGAACCACGUUGACCUGCUGUUGAGAACCAGGCAGCCACCCCAGCCGAUGGACGCAAAAAUCCAGUUUAUAGAGCACGUGAUCAAUUUGCCUCUCUUUGGCUACAACAUCUACCUCGCAGAGAGAAUCAGUGAUGAGACCAUCCCCGUGCCCUGUUUCUUUGGUGUGAAUAAAGAACAGAUCAUUGUGGUGGAUAGCGUUGCCCAGAUCUGCUGCGUCAUCCCACUGAAAGAGCUGCAGAAGAUGCGAACUCUGCGGCCCACCUCUGAUGGUGGGCUUCCUGGCGUGGAACUGAACUAUGGCUCAGCUGCCAGCCCCAAGACUCUGUGGAUUGAACUGUCACAGGCUAAAGAAGCGUAUCACACAAUUGUUGUCAUCUUGAGUCAAACUGAAUUUCAGCAGUAGAGCUUGAGAAGAGAAGAACUGACCAGGCAGAACAGCACUGGUUUCCUUUCUUUGGGCUUGUUAGUGCUCCUUGCCCUGUCCUCUGGAGGAGGCUCUCCCAAAAGACAUCCUUGAUCUCUGCUGCUUUCCAAGACUGCCACCACAGUGACAGUCUGUUUGUUGAUGGACUGGCCCAUAAUCUCACCCGCUGUGACUUGCAGUUCAGGCCCUGUGAGUUGUACUCUUCCCUGAAGUGGUGUGUGCGCUGGCUGAAAGACCCACACAACACAUUUUUCACACCAUUGCCUUUUCAUAGCCUGCUUCAUCACAGAGCAGCUGAACAGAUGGAAGCACAGAGGCAACUGCCUUCAGGCUAUGCAGUGUGGGAUUGUUUUUUCUUUUCUUUUUUUUUUUUUUUUUUUAAUUAAUGAACAGGCACAAAGACUGAUGCUUGCUGGAGAUUUUUGUAUCAGAAAGCAAAGCCAGGGCUAUGAUAUGACUGCACUGGCUGCUUGUGUUUUUCUAAGACCAGUUUUUUUCUCUAUCUUGAUGUGCAAGAGAUGCCCUGCAGCAGGGUUUGUGAAGCAGGAGCUUGUAGAAAGCAUCUUAAUUACAAAGCAGAUCAGUGUUAAUAUGCAAUUACCACAUGUGCUGGGUCACAGAUUGAGCUGCAAUGGUAAGAAUGCUUAUUGUUAAUUAAUCUCUUACUGACAUAAUUAUGUGCAUCUUUUUCCUUCUACUAUAAAGAACUCAGUCAUGUCCAUGCAGCUGUCGUACUUAAAUGAUGGCUCUAUGCCCGUGGAGAAAAGUAUUCAAAUGAAACUUGUAGUACAGCACAGGAUAGAGUCCUUGGUUGUAUAAAAAUGCUUAAUUUAUUUUUAUCACUACAGCUAUCUUACUGAAAUAAAACAUACCUGCAUUUUUGGGGGACUGCAAUAAAAUAAUCACAUAAUA
Dromaius novaehollandiae (emu) is the source of this 11496-nucleotide messenger RNA. RefSeq names its product myosin XVB (gene MYO15B). The transcript is spliced from 65 exons. The coding region runs from base 37 to 10563 and encodes 3508 amino acids. NCBI's taxonomy places the organism in Eukaryota, Metazoa, Chordata, Aves, Casuariiformes, Dromaiidae. Gene Ontology annotation, cellular component: myosin complex; cytoskeleton. Gene Ontology annotation, molecular function: ATP binding; protein binding; cytoskeletal motor activity. The record is from RefSeq and is a predicted model, not a curated record.